AUGAAUUGGGCUCAAUUUUUGGAGAUCUUCUAUGAGAAAUACUUUCCACAGAGUAACCGAGAUAGGAAGGUGUCAGAGUUUGAAAACUUGAAGCAAGGAAACAAGACCAUAGCGGAGUAUGAAGUACAGAAAUAUGUGGAUGUAUUGGACAAGGCCAUCAUAGCGAAAGGUAACCAAGCCAACCACAACUGGUACUCGGAUUGGAAGGGCAAAAGGCAAGGCUCCAUUGUGCAUAAAGGUUCGGCAUCCUCACAAAGUAAGAAGCAAAAUUUGGGAACUUCCAACACUUCAGGUUCUACUUGUGAUUCGUUACCAACUUACCCAGAGUGUGGAAAGAAGUGCCAGAGGGUUUUUUAUCGAGCAUCAGGAGCUUGCUUUAAUUAUGGAAAGACGGGGCAUAUGGUGAGAGAUUGCCCUAUGUUUGGGCAACAAAAAGGGAAUAGGCCAUCAGCUAGUUUAGCCGGCUCCACUCCUGCAACAAAGACCCUGGCAAGGCCUAUUACUUCUAGAGACAACGUUAGGCAAGGGGGAGUCUUUGCUCUUGUUCCGGGUGAUGUCCAAAAUUCAGAUGCUGUGGUUUCAGGUACGCUUUCCAUCAAUGGCCAACCUGCUAAUGUGCUACUUGAUUCGGGUUCCACCCAUUCCUUUGUUUCAAAAACAUUUGCUCCUAAUUUGAAUAGAUAUAUGGAACCCUUGAAUUAUGUGUUGUGCGUGUCUCUCCCAUUCGGGGACUAUGUGUUGUGUGCUUCUAUGUAUCCUGCAUGUGAGCUUUUACUUAAAGAUAUUCCAUUGUGGGCUAAUUUGAUGCCUCUUGAUAUGGUACACUUUGAUAUAAUUUUGGGAAUGGAUUGGUUAGCUAAGUAUCAUACAACCAUUGAUUGUGUGUCUAAGCAAGUUGUUUUCCGCCCACCGGGUCAAGAGACAACUGAGGUGGGUGUUGAAAAUAUUCAAAUUGUUAGUGAGUUUCCAGAUGUAUUUCAUGAAGAAUUUCCAGGGGACUUGAUAGAUCGUGAGAUUGAAUUUGUCAUUGAUAUUGUACUGGGUACUCAACCUAUUUCGAAGGCUCUGUACAGAAUGUCUCUGGCAGAAAUGAAGGAAUUGAAAAUACAGUUGCAAGAAUUGCUUGACAAGGGGUUCAUUUGA
This is a messenger RNA of Camellia sinensis, 1143 nucleotides long. Lineage: Eukaryota; Viridiplantae; Streptophyta; Magnoliopsida; Ericales; Theaceae. The record is from RefSeq and is a predicted model, not a curated record.